UUGUUGACUUGACGUAGCUGUCACACAGGAAAACCUAGGCGUAUGAGACAUGGGCUAUCUGUACAGAAUUUGUGAAAAGACUUUGGGUCAAAUAGUGGUACUACUGGCGAGCAGUGAGACACAUUCAGCAAUUUCAGCUGUAUAUUCUCAAGGUGCUGAGACAUUUCACUUCAAGCUACGAGUAACGGUUUCCAGUAAAAAAAGAAAAAGGAGCCUGUGUACUGAAGAGAAAGGUCUUUUUACAGGAGACACCAUAAAAUGGCAGCAGUCAUUAACAGCAGCAACAGCAGCUACAGCAGCAACUGUAACAGUACAUUUUCAAAGGUCCUGUUACCUCCCAUCUACAGUGUGGAGAUGUGUGUGGCGCUGGUGGGGAACAUACUGGCGCUGUGGCUGCUUGUGACUAAGGAGAGGAAGAACUGGCACACGGGAGUGGUGUUCUCCUGCAACCUGGUCAUCAGUGACAUCCUUUACGCCCUCACUCUGCCCCUUCUUAUCGACUAUUAUUCAAGAGAACGGAAGUGGAUAUUUGGUCAUACUGUCUGCAAAAUAGAGCGCUUUCUCUUCACCUGUAACCUCUACGUCAGUAUUUACUUCAUCAUGUGCAUUAGUGUUAAUAGAUACCUGGCCAUCGUUCAUCCCUUCUUCGCACGCAACCAUGUGCAACCGAAACAUGCCAAGAUCAUCAGUUUUCUGGUGUGGAUCCUAGUGGCGAGCAUUUCAUCUCCAAUCCUUUAUUAUUCAGGUACCAAGGGUAAAAGAUGUUCCUUAUUCUCAGACUCAAAUUCUGAACCUAAAAAGUUUAUGUACAGGGUGUUUAUGGCUGUAGUAGGGUGUUUGGUCCCAUUUUUGUUAACAUUUGCAUCCUACUUUGGUGUUAUUUGGGUCGUUUUCAAAAAUGAGAAUAUUACAUCAAUGGAGAAGAAAAAAGUGGCUUUGAUGGUGGGUUUAGUCUGCGUCCUGUACUCCAUGUCUUUUGUGCCUUACCACAUUUUGCAAAUAUGGCACUUUAAGCUGAAGGGGGCAAAAAUUUAUAAUUAUUAUGUUUGUAAUGGAUACCAAGUGUCAAAGGCAUUAGCCUGCGUGAACAUGUGCCUCCAUCCCAUCUUGUAUAUGGCUGUGUUUGACAGUAUCAGGACAAUGUGCUGUAGAAGAAGCUCGAAUUAAGCUGAUUAAGCUACUGUCUUUUUGAUUCUCCCAGGUUCACCUUAAAUUUGAAAUAGCUUGUUUUAUGGACUUUUACUUUGAUGUGCAUGAUCAAAGCUGUAUAAAUAAAGGAAUGUAUGUAAUAAUGGA
Ictalurus punctatus (channel catfish) is the source of this 1296-nucleotide messenger RNA. RefSeq names its product purinergic receptor P2Y11 (gene p2ry11). Gene Ontology annotation, cellular component: plasma membrane. The transcript is spliced from 3 exons. Lineage: Eukaryota; Metazoa; Chordata; Actinopteri; Siluriformes; Ictaluridae. Gene Ontology annotation, molecular function: G protein-coupled ATP receptor activity; neurotransmitter receptor activity. The record is from RefSeq and is a predicted model, not a curated record. Gene Ontology annotation, biological process: cellular response to ATP; G protein-coupled receptor signaling pathway; calcium-mediated signaling. Bases 259 to 1167 code for a protein of 302 amino acids.